This is a messenger RNA of Alternaria infectoria, 264 nucleotides long. RefSeq lists its product as uncharacterized. Bases 1 to 264 code for a protein of 87 amino acids. Lineage: Eukaryota; Fungi; Ascomycota; Dothideomycetes; Pleosporales; Pleosporaceae. The transcript has 2 exons. The record is from RefSeq and is a predicted model, not a curated record.
AUGCAACCAUACGCGGACUCUCGCAUGAACAAUGGAGAGCGCAAGCGGAAUCUUGAGGAAGUAUUGAAGCGGGCUGCGCUUUUCGCUUUCACGCUGUUUUCUCAGCCUAGCGCAUGGGAAUUCGAGUGGCAGGAGGAACAAGGUGUCACCUCAGGGGACUUGUGCAUUUUCCCCGCUCUUGUGCAAGUAGCGGACGAGGCUGGUAAUCCAGUCAGUCCGCCGCGGCCUUUCAGCGAGGCUGUGGUGAGACGGUUGGAUGCAUGA